UUCAUAUCUGUUUUAAUAUCAUUCAAAUCAUCCACACUUGAUCCUCUCUCCUCUCUCUCUCUCUCUCUCUCUCAGAACGCAAUCACUUUGCUGCACGAUCAAGUCUUCGCUUGCCUCAGCCUGUUAAUUUGAAAGAGACAAAAGAAUCAACUCGAUUCCAGUACCUUAAAUAAAUAAAUAAAUACUUCCUUAGCAAUUUUUUCUUGUCUGUUUAGUUUUGCUAAUAAAAAACUCAAAAGUCUUCGCCGCUUAUUUCUCUGACACUGUUUUGUCUGUAGACUGUAUGUAACUCAACCAGGGCAUGGCUGUUCCUCGAAGAGAUAAAGGGCAAUCACUUAGCGGAUCUCGAAUCGCCUUAGCCGUUGUGGUUGGUGUUCUUCUUGGCUUCGUCUUUUCUGUGUUAUAUCCUCAUGGGUUCUUCAGCUCCGAUCUGGCUAACCCACAUCGUCGGAUUGCUAAUUCUAAUCUCCAGACUGGCUCAUCUUCAUGUGAAUCACCAGAGCGAAUUAAAAUGCUGAAAGCUGAUAUUGUGUCGAUAUCAGAGAAGAAUGCUGAGUUGAAGAAGCAAGUUAGGGAGCUAAAUGAAAAGCUGCAGCUGGCGGAACAAGGGCAAGAUCAUGCUCAGAAGCAGGUUUUGUUACUGGGUAAACAGCAGAAAGCUGGUCCUUUUGGUACCGUCAAGGGUUUGAGAACUAACCCAACUGUUGUUCCUGAUGAGUCUGUGAAUGCUAGACUGGCAAAACUCUUGGCGGAAGUUGCUGUACAUAAGGAGCUCAUUGUUGCACUUGCAAAUUCAAAUGUGAAAGCCAUGUUAGAAGUCUGGUUCACUAACAUCAAGAAAGCUGGUAUACGCAAUUACCUUGUUGUAGCAUUAGAUGACCAUAUUGUAGAUUUCUGCAAGUCAAAUGAUGUUCCAGUGUAUAAGAGGGAUCCGGAUAGCGGUAUUGAUUCGGUUGCAAGAACAGGUGGUAAUCAUGCUGUUUCUGGAUUGAAGUUCCAUAUUUUGAGGGAAUUUUUGCAGCUGGGUUACAGUGUUCUUCUGUCAGAUAUUGAUAUAAUAUACUUGCAGAACCCAUUUGAUCAUCUUUAUCGUGAUUCAGAUGUUGAAUCUAUGUCUGAUGGCCACGAUAAUAUGACAGCUUAUGGAUUUAAUGAUGUCUUUGAUGAACCUGCCAUGGGUUGGGCUCGUUAUGCUCAUACAAUGAGGAUAUGGGUUUACAAUUCUGGAUUCUUUUAUAUAAGGCCUACACUUCCUUCCAUUGAGCUUUUGGAUCGUGUUGCUGGUCGUUUGUCUAGAGAGCCAAACUCAUGGGACCAAGCAGUUUUCAAUGAGGAGCUUUUCUACCCUUCACAUCCUGGGUAUGACGGGCUCCAUGCUGCAAAAAGAACAAUGGAUAUAUUUUUGUUUAUGAACAGUAAGGUCCUUUUCAAGACAGUAAGGAAAGACCCCGCGUUGAAAAAGUUGAAGCCAGUAAUUGUUCAUGUAAACUACCACCCAGAUAAACUUAGAAGAAUGCAAGCAGUUGUGGAGUUCUAUGUUAAUGGGAAGAAAGAUGCAUUGGAUCCUUUCCCUGAUGGUUCUGAUUGGUAGGGAUACUUCUACAACUACAGCGAGGACUGUGAGAGGUUUAGUUUUUCUCCCACAGACCAUUUAACUUGCUAAGUAUUCACAUGAUACAGGUAGAGGUUGAUUUGAUUACAUUUGAAGAGAAAUGUGAGAGACCUUUUCUUUGAUAUUUUGGUUUUUGUUUUACCUGCAAUUAAUGGGAAAUAUUCUUCUUUCGGUUUUCCUUGAAA
Populus trichocarpa (black cottonwood) is the source of this 1797-nucleotide messenger RNA. Its product is annotated as arabinosyltransferase RRA3. The record is from RefSeq and is a predicted model, not a curated record. The transcript has 2 exons. NCBI's taxonomy places the organism in Eukaryota, Viridiplantae, Streptophyta, Magnoliopsida, Malpighiales, Salicaceae. Gene Ontology annotation, biological process: root hair cell development. Gene Ontology annotation, molecular function: glycosyltransferase activity. Bases 302 to 1591 code for a protein of 429 amino acids.